CUCUUUUCUUGGUUGCUAGGAGCUUCCACCACCACACACACAAAAAGUGAAUGGAAAUAUGGCUAAACCAGAGAAAGCUUUUUUCGCCAUCCAUCAUCUAUGGCUCAUCUUCCUUCUUCUUUUCUCAGAACUAUUUUCCAUAUCUCAUCCCGACCUAGUUUUCCUUUUCUUCUACAUCCUCUCAAUAACCCCAUCACUCUUACUCCACCAUACUUCAAUCCACUAACUUGUUCAAAGCAACACCUGAACCGCAGAAGCAGCAACUCCAAGCUCUUGGCUAUUUCUUACAGGUAUUUCACCGAAGAAGAAGAUGAUGAUGAUGAUGAUGAGGAUGCCGAUGAAGACCACAACUUUGAUGAAGCAGUGGCUCUCUUCAAUAGCGGAGAGUACUACAAAUGCCAUGACUAUCUUGAAGCCCUUUGGAACAACGCUGAAGAGCCCACCAGAACACUGAUUCAUGGAAUAUUGCAAUGUGCAGUGGGUUUUCAUCACCUCUCCAACCAGAAUCAUAGAGGAGCCAUGAUGGAGUUGGGGGAAGGAAUAUGUAAACUGAGAAAGAUGGAGUUCUCAAAUGGACCAUUUCUUAAGUUUGAGAAAGAGAUUUCAGCUGUUUUGGAUUUUAUCUACCAGACUCAGAUAGAAUUAGCUGCAUGUAGUGAGGAUGUUUGUGUUGCAAUGGAUCAAUCAGAAAAGUCGUACCAACUUCUGGGGGAAUAUGCUGCAGGGCAGCGUAUAUAUUAUCUAGAACUUGGUCAUGAUGCAUCAGUGUACAUAGUGUUCUGUCCUCAAGGGUCUUAUGGUGCAAUUGAAACCCCAAAGGUUAAGCUUCCCAAGCUUAAGGCUACCAUGGAACAUCUUGUAGCCUAUGAAUACAAGUAAACAUCUCAAGAUCAAUCGUGUAGAUCAAACCGCAUGCAAAAUUUGUUCUUCACUUCAAUUAGAGACUGCGUGCUACAUAUUACUUGCCAGGAAGAGUCCUAGACAACCUUUGUAAGCCCAAGAAAAGUAAAUAAAAAAAUUACUCUUGUAUUAUACUCUCUUAUAAUUGCUUAUUUUUUUUAAUUUUUUAA
This is a messenger RNA of Gastrolobium bilobum, 1070 nucleotides long. RefSeq lists its product as uncharacterized. The record is from RefSeq and is a predicted model, not a curated record. The transcript is spliced from 3 exons. Bases 100 to 879 code for a protein of 259 amino acids. Lineage: Eukaryota; Viridiplantae; Streptophyta; Magnoliopsida; Fabales; Fabaceae.